AUGUCUUUCUCCACCGCUCUUAACGUCACGGCCAUUACCACCCUCGAGGGCACCGGCAAGUCUAUCUUCCAAUGCUGGUCGCUCCCCGGUUUCGCCCAGUCGGGCCAGAACGGUCUUAUCGGUGCCAACGAGAUCUUCCUCGGCGGCAUUGCCAACACGUCUUACACCGUUGUUCCCGGUCACUUCGAGGGUGGUGUACACAACUCUCCCAACAAGCAGUUCGCGGUCUUCCUCGAGGGUGUUGUCGAGCUUGUCCUUCCCCCGGAGACGCUCCCCAUCGACGACGACGCGCCCUACGUCACCACCGCGUACAUCCAGGGCGGCGCAUACGGUCUUAUCGUUGCUGAGGAUACCCUUGAGGACUCUGCCAUCGGCCACAAUACGAUCUACCCGUCCGGCAUCGAGACCCGCGUGAUGCAGCUUCCUUUCCCUGAUGGUAUCUUGCCCAACCACACCGUCAUUGACCCCUACGGACCGUGUGUGUACAACGAGCUCGCGAACAAGAAGCGUGCCAUCGACGAGCUCAACUAA
Peniophora sp. CBMAI 1063 is the source of this 531-nucleotide messenger RNA. NCBI's taxonomy places the organism in Eukaryota, Fungi, Basidiomycota, Agaricomycetes, Russulales, Peniophoraceae. The record is from the annotation of a GenBank genome assembly.